Cotesia glomerata is the source of this 4160-nucleotide messenger RNA. RefSeq names its product cationic amino acid transporter 2. The coding region runs from base 1012 to 3420 and encodes 802 amino acids. The record is from RefSeq and is a predicted model, not a curated record. Gene Ontology annotation, molecular function: amino acid transmembrane transporter activity. NCBI's taxonomy places the organism in Eukaryota, Metazoa, Arthropoda, Insecta, Hymenoptera, Braconidae. The transcript has 11 exons. Gene Ontology annotation, biological process: amino acid transport; transmembrane transport. Gene Ontology annotation, cellular component: plasma membrane.
UAGAUUUCACAAUAGAAAUUUUGUUGAAAAAUUAUCAAAAUGGUGUGUUGAGUGGAUGAAAAUUGUGUUUUUAUACGUGUUUUGCGUAAAAGUAUAUUGAAUAUACCGCAAAUUCAUGUUAGAAUUCAUAAUGAUAUUGUAGGAAAGACUGAUCUGAACAAAAGUGGGAGUAGAACAGGAAAAUAGUAGGGACAGAACGUCAAUAGAAGCAACGAUUGGGAACUGUAUAGGGAAACAGGAAGGGUGCAAACACAGAGAAAUAGAGACUAUGGAAGUGAGGUGGAAUAACUUGAACCGCGCGCAUAUAUGAAGAAAUGAGCAGGGAUGAAUCAAGCUACGUCAUGGGGUGGUAUCGAAGGCGCGUACGGUUAGUGGUAACAGAUACGAGAGUGAGUAUACUUGGAUUCGAAAGUGGGAACGAAAGUCAGGGGUAUAUUUUGUAAGGGCAGAUACUGCCGAAAUAGGGGAGGAACGUCACGCGGAUAAGGACUUAUGAUGAUGGUCCGAAGGUGCAACCGGCACCGAGGAAAAAAUUUAUAAAAUGUGAAUCGUGGCUAAUAAUAAUAUAUAUAUUUCUCUAUUUGAUUCCAUUAGUUAGAAUAGCACUGCGCACGCAAAUCGGAUAACAACUUUCUCUCUUAUCCUAUUACAUAAAAUUAAGCUAAUAUGCCCUUGGUUACUAUUAAAAAGUGUACGUACAAUUCAUGCCGAAGAUCAUUGUUGAGUGAGAGUUUUUAAUUGUUUAAUUUAAAGAUACAUUUAAUAAAUAAAAAUAGCUUUUGGUAUACCGUGACGCAAGUGAACUGCGAUAAUGUGUGAAAACCAUGGCUAGCUUUUCAUUAUCACAAAAAAUAAUUUUUUUUUUACAACAAGAGUGUCAGAAUAAUUACAAGGGCUAAGGUUAAAAAACUCCACUUCAGACGAGCUUCCUGACAUUCCGGACAAAAAGCCUCAGAUCAAGACUAAAAACUCUAUUUAAAUACGUAAGAGGACUUACAGAAUAUUUCAACAAUGAAGCUGGAAAUGAUCAUGAACCGAGAGAAAAAUCUCGAACUUUUUGGGAAGCUCAUCCGAACAAAAAAGAUAGAAAAUCUGCAAGGUGAUCAACAAAGAAGUCAUCAACCUGCUGAUUCUAGUGAUGCUAAACAGAAAUUACAGAAGUGCCUGACGACUUUAGACUUGACGUCCCUUGGAGUUGGUUCCUGUGUUGGGACAGGAAUGUACCUGGUAGCGGGAAUGGUAGCUCGAAGUGUCGCUGGACCAGGAGUUGUUAUUUCAUUCAUAAUAGCAGCAAUCGCUUCUAUUUUUUCUGGUGCGUGCUAUGCCGAAUUUGGUGUCCGAGUGCCUCAUACAACUGGAAGUGCAUAUAUGUACAGUUAUGUGACAGUUGGAGAAUUAAUAGCAUUUAUAAUUGGAUGGAAUAUGGUUCUCGAAUAUCUUAUUGGUACAAGUGCAUGUGCUUGUGCCUUGAGUGCUUGCUUGGAUGCCCUGGUGGAUGGCGCUAUUUCUAGCGCAAUCGGCAAUGGUUUUGGAACAUUUUUUGGACGACCACCUGAUUUCAUUGCCUUUGUAAUUACAUUAUUGAUGAUGUUACUAUUAGUAGCAGGAGUCAGAAAAUCCUUAGUAUUUAACAAUAUUUUAAAUGCUAUUAAUCUCGCUGCCUGGGUUUUCAUAAUGGCCGCCGGAAUGUUUUACGUCGACUCAAGUAACUGGUCUGAACAUAAAGGAUUUCUACCUUAUGGUUGGAGUGGGGUGUUUACUGGUGCCGCCACAUGUUUUUAUGCUUUUAUCGGUUUUGAUAUUAUUGCGACAACAGGAGAAGAAGCAACCAAUCCAAAACGAAGUAUUCCACUAGCGAUAGUUACAUCACUUCUUAUAAUCUUAACUGCAUACGUAACAAGCAGCAUGGUUUUGACAUUAAUUGUUCCAUAUGAUCAAGUAGAUACAGAUUCAGCGCUAGUAGACAUGUUUGGCCAAGUUGGAGCGAACAAAUGCAAAUAUAUUGUUGCAGUUGGAGCAGUAGCAGGAUUAACUGUUUCUAUGUUUGGUAGCAUGUUCCCAAUGCCUAGAAUAGUCUAUGCUAUGGCUCAAGAUGGACUUAUUUUUCGAAUUUUCAGUCAACUCUUACCUUUGACAGGCACUCCAGCCUUAGCGACUUUCACUUCUGGAGUUGCUGCUGCUUUUGUUGCACUUUUAAUCCGAUUGGAUGUCUUGGUGGAAAUGAUGUCAAUCGGUACUUUAUUGGCUUACACACUCGUAUCAACAUGCGUUCUUAUUCUCCGUUAUCAGCCCCAUUCAACAAAUUUAAUUGAGCUGCUACCUCAAAGCCUACGUACACCUUGUCGAUCACCACCAAAGGAGACGCAAAAUAAUAGCUCAACCACGUAUAGCAAAGAAUUACGUUCCGAUCAACUUACUAGUGCUUUGAACACGAUACAUGCAACUCAAACAGAACUUACAACGAAUAGUAAUGGUCAACGGGUUACUGUCCGACGUGUUCGAAGAGCGAAUAGCUCGUCUCCAGAAUCAGACGAUACAUACGGUGCAGAGGAAGAUGACGUUGGUCUGGGUAAAGAUGACCAAUAUUUAGUCAGUGAUAGGACAGAAAAUAAAUUUUAUGGUAGCGUUCAUGCUGCCGCAGCUGCUUCUAGUUGUAGUAGCGCUCAUCAGUAUCCUGGAACCACUCCAAUUAUUGGACCUCCCUUGAAUUACAUUCAAAGACGAUUGCAGGCUGCUCAAUACUUAUGUCCAGCAAUAUUUCCAUGGGUAGAUCGAGGACCUGCAACUGAAGCCUCGGGUCGCUACGUCAUGAAGAUGGUUGCCAUACUCUAUUUACUUAUUUUAAUAUUCGACUUCAUUGUAGUGGUCGGUAUGGGCAAUAUGGGCACUUUUACGACAAUUCUCCUAUUUUCUUUUUUGUUUGCCAUCAUUGGAGUAUUGUUAGCAAUAAGUAGAAAACCCCAGAAUAGAAGCUCAGUUAUGUUUAUGACUCCAGGACUUCCGUUCGUACCAGCGAUAGCAGUAACCGUUAACAUUUACCUCAUUUUCAAACUCAGUAUUUUGACUCUAGUUAGAUUUACUAUUUGGAUGACGUUGGGUUUUAUUGUGUAUUUCUACUACGGAAUAAAGAAUAGCACUUUAGAGCAAAAAGAUUCGGAUGAUAUUAAUUCCAGCGAAAAUGUUGGAAAUAUUGAAUUAAAAAUUACUGACCAUGCAGGCGUAUCCCCAUCUCAUCGACACGCGGAUGAAUCAGACCGCAGUAUUUACGAAGGACAACAACUAGAUGCUUUUGGGCAGCCUGUAUUUGGUAGCACUAACUUUGGUGGUAAACCAAGUAAUUCCGGUGCUACAGUGCAAUCACAUUCUACAUCCCAAGGUUUUUUUGUUCCUGAAAAUAAUUUUCCCUCUUGGGAUGAUUAAGUAUAAAAUUAAAAUAUUUACGCUGGCUAGCAUGUAUUAUACGCGUUAACGUUGUGGCCAUAAUAAAAAAUACGAGAUAAUUGUUUUACGUGAAAGCAAGUCUUAUAUUAAUGCAGACGGGUUUUUCUUAAUGAGAUGUUACUCCAAAUGAGAUUAAAGUUUAUGCCUAGGCGUUCAUUAAUUAAUCCAUCGACUUCCAUUCAUUUUCACGUGACGUAAGAUAAUGGUAAUAGAUACAGUUUAUUAUUACCAAUUUUUAUUUUAUAAAGCAAAAAAAAAAACCAAUAAUUUAUUUCGAGUUUCCAAUGAAAAUAUAUGUUGGUUUAUCAUGUUUUAGAAGCCCUUUCUAAAUAUGAGCCCAAAUAAAACAUUCCUAUUAUUGAGGUUGCUCGAAAAUUUUUUUACGUUCAAAAAGAUGUACUAAUAAAUGCAUCAAUUAUUACUCAGAUGUAAAAACACCUUAUUAUGUUUUUUACUCUUAAAAUUAAAUCUCAUCGUUUAUUUAAAAUGUUAAUUUCAAAUAAAUAAAUUGAAAAUCUUUUAAUACUCUCAUUUACAGGUAGUCUAAUUAAGAAGUUGAUAUUCUGUGAAAAAUACUUCCAAUCAUGUUAAAAAUAUAAGGAAUAGUGGAUUAGUUUCCAAAUAAAAUUCUGAGAAAAUGGUUUUUUCGAUUUUUCUUACCCACAAAAAUUGCAAUUAUCAUUAACAAAGAACAAGAAAAGAAAAAAAAAUCAUUUUAU